AUGGCAUUAGCCUUGGGAGCACUCUGGGCCUGGAGUGUCUGCGAUAAAGCCGUCAUAUCUUAUUACUCGAGAGAGUACAAGACUGUGUCCUUACCCGAACGCCGAAACUACAGCCACGAAGAUGUGAGCAUUAUAGUUCCAACAAUCGACACAGAGUCCACCUUCACCGAGUGUAUGCGCCUUUGGAUCAAGGCCAAUCCUCGUGAGAUCAUCAUCGCAACCGUGGAGAGGAACCGAGCCCGUGUCAUGCAGCUCAUCGCGCCUCUCCAGAAGGAUGCUGACAAAAUUAUCAUCGCAAUUGCACCUCUGGCCAAUAAGCGCCACCAGUUGAUGGUGGGCGUAAAAGCGGCAAAGGGUAAAAUCUUUGCUUUAGUGGACGACGAUGUUUACUGGCGACUUGAUACUGUUGUCCCCUAUCUCUUGGCUCCGUUUGAAGAUGCUGAGGUUGGCGCGGUUGCCGGUAUACAAAGCGCCGAGGUCCCGCCUGAACGUCAAGAUGCACGAGUCCUUACUCCCUGGGAAGCAAUUGCAACCUUCGAUUUGUGCCAGUGGAAAGGCUCCCGGGAGGUGCACUUCGCUGCGGAUGGAGGUUGCUGGUGCUUGUCGGCACGAACACUCUUUAUUCGUGCUUCCAUCCUCCAAGAUCAAGGCUUCGCCGAUGCAUACACACAGGAGGUCAUCGGCCGUAGAGUGGUGAAUACCGCCGACGACGUUGUUUUAACAGGCUUGAUAUUUGACCGCGGUUGGAAGGUAUCAAUUCAGAAUGCCUCUGAAGCCGAAGUUACUACCAACAUCCCCCAGAACCACAAGUUUGUGUGGCAGGUCCUUCGUUGGGACAGGGGAAACUUUCGUACUUUCCUAGGGUACAUCUUUGCGUACCCUGGCUAUCGAAAAUUGAUUCAGAGACACCCAUACACCACUUUCAAGAUGGUUGAGCGCUUAGUUCGACCUAUCUGGGCUCUUGCAUACGUUUCGGCUUGGCUUCAGACGUAUUACACAGCACCAAGGAUUGCUUACACAUAUAUAGCUUGGAUGGCCUUUGGAUGGAAAGGAUGGUUUUCAACAUACCUUGCAUUCCUCAAAAAGUACCCAUAUUGUGCACGUAGUGUGUGGGCGUUCCUGCUUAUGGAUAUUGUUGGUCCAAUCGUGGAUAUAUACGUCUACUUCACUAUAAACAAUGACAAUUGGCUGACUAGGGCAGCGGACACCAAGGACAUCGAUGAUUAG
Pyrenophora tritici-repentis Pt-1C-BFP is the source of this 1227-nucleotide messenger RNA. Its product is annotated as Glyco-tranf-2-3 multi-domain protein. The record is from RefSeq and is a predicted model, not a curated record. NCBI's taxonomy places the organism in Eukaryota, Fungi, Ascomycota, Dothideomycetes, Pleosporales, Pleosporaceae.